AUGGCACCACAAACUCAACCAUCAUCAUCUUCUUCUCGUCAAUUCACGAAUCAAAUUCGCAGUCUUCAUUCUAUCAUUCUACAGCGGCAUUCAUCGAGAAAAGCCGCGUUUUCUGGAAGCGUCCCAUCUUCUCAAAAAUCCCCUGAAAAUCGUCAAGAAUCAACAAUGGAAAAAGUGUAUCGAUACACUCGUGAUUUGGCACUUUCAAGAGACAAAAAAGUGGUGAAAAGGGCAUUCGAACGACUUCUCCAAUUGGAUUGCUCAUCUCAAAUAUUCAAAAAUGCGAAAACUUUGAAAACUGCAAUCAAAUAUCCAGGAUCAACGCCAUGUUUCAAUCGGGAAAUUCAUUUAUUGAAGUUGAAAAUCGAGAAAUUGGAGAAGAGAGAUCAACAGCUGAAUGCAAUGGAAUACGAUCCAUUUAAUCCUGCUGGAAUGAGCAAUUUCAAUGGACAAGAGAUGGACAAAUUGAUGGCCAAAUUUCCAAUUUACAUUCCAACUCAAAUCGGCCAAAAAAUCAAUAAAUCCAGUGAGCAGGAGGAGGAAGAGUAUGAUCCAUUUUUUGCAAUUUUCGAGAUCCCAAAUGAUUCGAGGAAGAUGGAAAUUCUCGAUUUAUUUGCCAUUUAUACACCAACACCAAUUUGA
This is a messenger RNA of Caenorhabditis briggsae, 642 nucleotides long. The coding region runs from base 1 to 642 and encodes 213 amino acids. The transcript is spliced from 2 exons. The record is from RefSeq and is a predicted model, not a curated record. Lineage: Eukaryota; Metazoa; Nematoda; Chromadorea; Rhabditida; Rhabditidae.